This is a messenger RNA of Heterobasidion irregulare TC 32-1, 1542 nucleotides long. Its product is annotated as ammonium transporter. Lineage: Eukaryota; Fungi; Basidiomycota; Agaricomycetes; Russulales; Bondarzewiaceae. Gene Ontology annotation, biological process: ammonium transmembrane transport. The transcript is spliced from 7 exons. Gene Ontology annotation, molecular function: ammonium channel activity. Gene Ontology annotation, cellular component: plasma membrane. The record is from RefSeq and is a predicted model, not a curated record. Bases 1 to 1542 code for a protein of 513 amino acids.
AUGUCGGCGACGCCGUCUAUAUCUGCCCGGGAUCAGUCGCAAUUCGACCGAGGCGAUGUCGCGUUCAUCAUCCUCGCCGGCGCCUUGGUCUCGUUUAUGAUCCCCGGCCUCGCGUUCCUCUACUCCGGCCUCUCGCGGCGCAAGUCUGCUCUCUCCCUCAUCUGGGCAGUCUCGGCUGCCAACGCCGUCGUCAUCUUCCACUGGUUCUUCUGGGGCUACUCCCUCGCCUUCUCCAGCUCGGCCACGAAUGGCUUCAUUGGCAACCUCGGGAACUUCGGCCUCAUGAACGUCCUCGACGCCCCGUCUCCCGGCUCGCCCCUUAUCCCGGAGCUGCUCUACAGCUUCUACCAGAUGGAGUUCGCAUGUGUCACCGUCUGCAUCCUCAUGGGCGGUCUCGCAGAACGCGGCCGCGUCCUCCCCGCGAUGGUCUUUACCUUCAUUUGGAUGACGAUUGUCUACUGUCCGCUCGCCUGCUGGGCCUGGUCCGCUCACGGCUGGGGGCUCUCGUGGGGUGUCCUCGAUUACGCCGGCGGCGGCCCCGUCGAGAUCGGCAGCGGCGUUGCCGGCCUCGCAUACUCCUGGGUCCUCGGUCGUAGGGGCGAGAAGGAGCUCCUCAACUUCCGCCCGCACAACGUCUCCAUGGUCAACCUCGGCACCUUCAUCCUCUGGUUCGGCUGGCUCGGCUUCAACGCCGGAAGCGCCUUCGGCGCGAACCUGCGCGCCGUCGUCGCCGCGUGGAACUCCAUGCUCGCGGCCGCGUGCGGCGGCCUCGUCUGGUGCCUGCUCGACUUCCGCUACGAGCGCAAGUGGAGCAUGGUCGGCUUCUGCUCCGGAACCAUCGCGGGGCUCGUCGCCGCCACGCCCGCGUCGGGCUUCAUCCCCACCUGGGCCGCCGUGAUCAUGGGCAUCGUCACCGGCGCGGUGUGCAACUAUGCGACGAAGGUUAAAUUUCUCGUCCGCAUCGACGACGCGCUGGACUUGUUCGCGGAGCACGCGGUCGGCGGGAUCAUCGGGCUGCUCUUCAACGCGCUCUUCGCGCGGAGCGACAUCAUCGCGCUCGACGGCGUGAACACCGCCGUGCCGGGCGGGUGGCUCGACCACAACUACAAGCAGCUGUACAUCCAGUUCGCGUACGUCUGCGCGACGUGCUCGUACACGUUCGUCGUCACCGCGCUCAUCACCAAGUGCGUCAACUCAAUCCCGGGCCUGCACCUCCGCGCGAGCGAGGAGGCGGAGGCGCUCGGGAUGGACGAGGACCAGAUCGGCGAGUUCGCAACGGACUAUAUCGAAGUGCGCCGCGACUACACCGACUGGACCGCACGCCCCGACCUCGCGAUCUCGUCCGAAAAGAUCCCCCCAGGCGCCGCGGACGUCGGCGCGCACGCGCACCCCGUCGUUGGGGGCGACCGCCAUGGCGUCCCCGACGCGCAACUCUACGCUCACGGCAGUGGCAACAACAACGGCAACGGCGCCGUCGACGACCACGACGCGGAGUCAGGUUCCUCGUCUGAAAAAAAAAAGUGCGCUAGGGCAUCCUGCUAG